AAGAGGGAAGGAGAUAAGAUCUGAGAGGAGGCUGUGUGGUCUGCACUUGAAGCUACUGCACUGUGUUUGGCUGAAGAAUAGGUCACGGCAUGAUUCCACUUCCCAAGGAGCAGAGCCACAACAAAGCAGAAAUCAUAGCACCGUUGUGAUGGUAACUGCGAGGGCCAGGUGUUCACAGGCACGUGGCUGGGAUGGGGUCCCUGGGGCAGCUCCCUGGAACCUGCUACUGAGUUCUCACAUUCAACAGGAGACAUUCAUCCGGGGUCCCUGCCUACGCCAGACAACCUCAGGAAGGCUUGUCCGCCGCUCCCCCAGGGAACUUGCACUCCUGGGGGAGCUGCACAGGCUUUCCCAUCAAGGGGUGGAGCCUCUUUCUUCACACCUUGAAUUCCAGGCGGGCCUCAUGACUUGCUUUAACCAGAAGAACAUGGUGGAAGUGACUUGUGGGGUUCCAGAUCCUAGAUCUCAAGGCCUCGCUGCUUCUACCUGUGCCCUUUGGAAAGCUUCUGCAUCGGGAACAGAAGCCCUGGGUGUUGGGGAUCUGCACCUUGUUGAACAAGACGGGAGAAGCCCCAGCCUCAUCUGGGAGAAGAUAGGCAAUAAGACAGCCUGCCCUAUGAUGGUGCCGUUGGGGAUCAAAGGUACAGGAUGAUGUUUGGUGAACAACAAGGGGCCUUACAAACUGAAAUGAAGAAGAAUGACCCAACUAGGAGAUGGGCUGAAUAGUGGAGGAAGGAAGAGAAUCCCAAGCUCUGCAACCUGCAUUCAUGGUACUUCCCCCCAUCUGUAUCUACUCACGGAGGUUGCCAAAAUUCUUUCCUUGCAUUUGACUUUUCAACAUAUUGUUUCCCUCUUGGAUCUCAUUCAGAAAUUGUUAUAUUAUUGGGCUUACGUUCUAGAACGUGCAGAAACAGCAAAGGAACAGAGUCGCUUUAGAUCACACGACAGCCAGUUCCAUUUCUAAAAAACACAUUCUAAAACGCGAUCAACUCUCGCAAAGUCCCACCUGAAUUCACUGGGGAAAGAAGGUAAGAAAAUAGUCUUCAAACUACAGAAUGUAUUUUUAAGGAAACGCAGCUUUAUUACUUUCAAGUACAAACAAUAACUUGGACUUGACUAACCAAAUGUUGCCUAAUUGAGAGAACCUGCCUUAAUGUAUAGACAUCAAUGAUUUAUAGUUAGCACAAUCACUCACAGUAGAAUGCUUCCACACGAUGCGUGAAAGUAACUUCUCAUCUUAUAAAGACAUCUUGUCCCACAUUCUCUCCACUAUCUGCUCACGCAGUCCCUUUCUCCUCCCACCCCACAGACACUUCAGAUGCAAACUUCACCUCCUUCCCCCUAGAUCACAAUAGACAUCAAAUUAGUGAAACAUGAGAAGAUACAUUUUGACCACGUUGCUACAGACGUCGGAUUGGUGAGACCAGCCUUUUUCAACCUGAGCGCUCUCGUCGAGAGUACGAAGUCUAAAUUAGUCGAAAUGCGUCUGUUCACAAUGUGAGUAGAGGGACACAGGGUUAAUUGUGAGCUUUUGUCAUCUGCGUUAAUAGUUUUCCAGGUUGAAAUAUGCAAAAACAUUUUUCUCUGAGCACAUUCAUGAAGCGCAGACGUAGCUGGGUUCUCUAGGCGGCGACGACAGCACGGGGUUACGACUCGUCGGGACCGUAAUACCAACUGGAAGCGACCGAAGUCCCCUGUCGUAGGAAGACCGGAGACACCCUGAAACAACUCGACAGCCAACACCCGUUUGAACGGAGCACGAUCAUUCAGCCUGAUAAGGGAGUGGUACAAAGACUACCCAGGACUCCACCGGAGGAUUUAUUCUGGGGAACACUUUCCUAGAGUAGGCACAAGGGACCCUCUGCUCCCACGCUGCCGAAGACGCCUAGUGGGCAUUUCUGCCCAAGACGCUAACCUGCUCUUGCCAUCACACUCUGUCUGGGGGCCGCGUAAUCCUCUGGGGUGUCUUGCAAAUAUCGUGGCCAGCACCGGCCUAACCAGGUAGGAAGGCUGUGGCACGGGGACAGACCUCAAGAGCUUCCCUCCUGCCCUGACAAAUCCCAUGUCCCUAAAGGCAAAGGGGACCGUGUGGCCCGCCCCAGACGGCGUCCUAGAGCAGUGAUCUGAUUCUGCGCGUUUCCCGACUGAGGAGGGCACCUGCAGGUCGCCCAGGCCUGCCAGACGCCAAGCGGAGGCCCCGAGACUGGUAGAGCGAGUGGCGGUGGAAGCUUCACCUCCAGGCCCCCAAGAAGCCAGGGUGCACCGUCCCCGCUUCGAGGAGCUGGCCGCGUUUGGCCAGAGCAGCGGCGGAAAACCCGGCUGCACCUCCAUCCUUCGCCAUUUCUGUUAGGUCGAAAUGCCGAACCGAACAAGCCACUUCUCGUCUAAAAUGAUACCGUUUACAAAAAUAUUUCUUUUCUCCUGAAGGGGUUUUACAAAUGCAGAGCAGUGACCACUCUCCCGAGCGCAAACACUGGAAUGAUUACAUCACCCUCAUCCACACUUCGCCGAGUGUCUGCAAUGGCCACAAGGGUCUUUUUUAACUGUGAAAAAUGAGGCGCGAUCUAAAAUUUAGUCACAGUAUUUAUUCCCUACCUUCCACUUAGAAAAAGCUAUCCAAACGUGUGCACCUUCCCGUGGAACUUUUCAAAGUCUAGCCCCACCCCUGAAAAGAAGGCUUCCUUCCUAUUCCUCUGACAGGUCUGAAGGUCAGCCUGGUAUCAGUUUUGCCGAAUUUGACUUCUUACUUCAAACAACGGGGCUGGAGGAAAUGACUUUGCUUUGGAAUGUUAGAACUUCCCACUCCCUCAGCUCUCCUGGACCCCCAGCCCCACCCUUAUGGAGCUGAGAGGUGAGGAGCCCCUCCCUCCCACCACACAUCUUCACUCAAGAAAUCCAACGCUCAUCAAGAAAGGAUGGAGUCUAUGUGCUCAGGACUUGCGAAUUUUUCAGAAAUGAGCAUGUUCACAAAAGAGGAAAAGGCAGCUGCCUCCCCUCCGAGCUAAGGGAGCGUAAGUCAGGGCGCGGGGAAGACACAACCUUGUAAGGCAAUGAAAGGGGACUAAGAAACUACAGCUUUAGCUACCUCCUCCCCACCCUCUGAUGCUCCAGUUUGCUUUAUUCUUUCAAAGGACGCGUUAGCUCUUCAUUUUCACAAAAGCCGGUCAUUGUAUGGCUAAAUCCGGCAUCUAUAAAGCACUGAAAUAACCCGCUCAGGUGGAACGAAGGCCUUUGGUGAGGAGGAAUCUAAGUGAGGACUCCAACCACUCCCUCAAGUACUGCUGUCCCAACCAGCUGCGCCACGCUACCUGAUGGGAACUUCGGUGUCCACUGAAAAUUGAAAUGGGACGUGCCGUAAAAGUGCCAGGUCGGUCAUU
Messenger RNA from Lynx canadensis (Canada lynx), 3377 nucleotides. RefSeq lists its product as uncharacterized. Bases 149 to 652 code for a protein of 167 amino acids. NCBI's taxonomy places the organism in Eukaryota, Metazoa, Chordata, Mammalia, Carnivora, Felidae. The transcript is spliced from 4 exons. The record is from RefSeq and is a predicted model, not a curated record.